UUCCAGAAACACAAACCAAAAGCCCUGUAACAAAUCCAGCUAGCAUUCAUUUGCCUGAUGUGCUAGCUCCCUCCAAGGCUUCAAGUCCACACCUCCUCCUGCUCCUGCUCCCCCUCCUCCUCCUCCUCCUCCUCCUCCUCUCCUCUCUCUCUCUCUCUCUUUCUGAGACAAAGAUGCUCUCCAAAAGCUCAGAUAUCGCGCAGGAGUCCCUUCAAAUAAGGCAGGAUGACAAGUUCUACACCAGGCUCCUCUCCAAGGAGAGCUCUCCGGCUAACUCUUCCCUCAGGGUCUACUAUGGGGUGGCCACUGGGUCUGUGCCUUUCUUGUGGGAGUCACGACCUGGGACACCAAAGAACACCAUCCCCACCACCGCCCUCCCUCCCCUCACCCCUCCACCAUCAUACUACUCCAGCCCCAAGAUCAAGAGCUCCAAGAAGUCCUCCAAGUCCAACCUCAUUCAUACCAUCCUCCCCAGGCUCACUCUGAGCAAGACCCAUGCACCGCCUUCGCCGUCUGUCUCGCUGUCAUCCUCGUCGGUGUCAUCCUCCUCCUCCUUGUUCUCUCCAGUAGGCUCCACAGGGACUCACCAGCGUCGGCGGUCCUCAAGCACGAGGUUUUCCUUCUCCUCCCAGGGCGAUGACGAGGAGUCCGACGAUGGGUCCCCAACCUCCACUUUGUGCUUCAGGAUGCGGCAUGGGGGCAAGCUCAGGGGGUGCCACUCAGUCGCCAACAUGAAAAAAGCAUUGCUGUCCAUCGUCGGUCAUGGAUCCAGCCAAGGUACACCCGCCUAGAGGCCUAAAUCAAUACUUUGAGGUCUGGUUGGAAGUGUAACAUUUGUGGUAGUGUUUCUCAUCUACCAAAGAAGAGCAAAAACGAAAAUUGAGAAUGUAAUAGCUAGAUAUCAAAUCUUGUCUAUGCUAAGAAUAACGUGGCUCAGUUUGUAUCAGCAUAGCUCAUGCUCUCCCUUCCUUAUUC
Phoenix dactylifera (date palm) is the source of this 975-nucleotide messenger RNA. RefSeq lists its product as uncharacterized. Lineage: Eukaryota; Viridiplantae; Streptophyta; Magnoliopsida; Arecales; Arecaceae. The record is from RefSeq and is a predicted model, not a curated record.